Molecule: messenger RNA, 1042 nt
Organism: Sesamum indicum (sesame)
Lineage: Eukaryota; Viridiplantae; Streptophyta; Magnoliopsida; Lamiales; Pedaliaceae
Product: oil body-associated protein 2A-like
Source: RefSeq, a predicted model, not a curated record
UGCACUUUUCUCUCACACUUCUAUCCUCUUCUGCAAAAACAGAGUUAAAUUAAUACUCAUGGAGGCGGCGGCGGCUGAGCAGGGCGGCGAGAAGAUCCCGCCGGGGAAGCCAAUGAGCAUGGAACAACACAUGCUGGACAAAGGGGCUCAGAUGCUGCAGUCUCUGAAACCCGUCAAGCAAAUGAAUCAGCACAUCUGUACUUUUGCUCUCUAUAGCCAUGACAUGACUCGACAGAUCGAGACUCACCACUUUGUCACGCGGCUCAACCAGGACUUCCUCCAGUGCGCUGUUUAUGACUCCGGCGACUCCACCGCCCGCCUCAUCGGGGUGGAGUAUAUCGUAUCUGAUAAAAUUUUCGAAAGUCUACCUCCGGAUGAACAGAAGCUAUGGCAUUCCCAUGCGUAUGAGAUUAAAUCGGGUCUUCUGGUGAAUCCUCGGGUUCCGGAAAUGGUUGUAAGACCCGAACUUGAAAAUCUGGCCAAGACCUACGGAAAGUUUUGGUGCACAUGGCAAACUGACAGAGGUGAUAAGCUCCCAAUGGGUCCACCGGUGCUGAUGAUGUCGCCCCAGCCAGUGAACUUGGGUAUGGUGAACCCGGAUCUUAUUGUGAAAAGGGAUGACAAGUACAACAUAUCAAGUGAGGCUCUGAAGAAUGCUAGGAUCGAAAUCCCGGAGCCUGAGUGGAUUAAUCCUCAGGCGGAUUACUGGAAGCAGCACGGGGUUGGUUUCUUCAUUGACGUGGAGGCCACAGAGAUGAAGAAAAUAGUUCCCUUCCCCUGAGAGGGAAGAAAAGUACCUUGCCAUAGGGUAUAUAUAAAAUGCUUCAGUUAUCACAUUGGCUGUUAGUUGACUGAAAUGCUGUAUGUAUGUAAUAAUUAAUGCUCGCUCCGUUUUGCCGUCAUCCCAGUAGUAUGAAAUGUAUGGACUCGCGGGCCAUGUUUUGAGGUGUACAUACAUGUAUAGAAGGCCUUCCUACCUGUGCUGGACGCCGGAUAUUGUGCAGUAAAAUGCGAUAUUUCGCCACACAGACAUUCUCUGUUA